Heterostelium album PN500 is the source of this 2832-nucleotide messenger RNA. RefSeq names its product WD40 repeat-containing protein (gene wdr36). The coding region runs from base 1 to 2832 and encodes 943 amino acids. The transcript has 4 exons. Gene Ontology annotation, molecular function: protein binding. NCBI's taxonomy places the organism in Eukaryota, Evosea, Eumycetozoa, Acytosteliales, Acytosteliaceae. The record is from RefSeq and is a predicted model, not a curated record. Gene Ontology annotation, biological process: rRNA processing. Gene Ontology annotation, cellular component: small-subunit processome; Pwp2p-containing subcomplex of 90S preribosome.
AUGGAUAAUCAUUUAUUUAGACCAUUCAGAGCAUUGGGAUAUAUUACAUCGAAUGUACCAUUCCAAUUGAAAUCAGAGAAUCUGAUAUAUACCAUCAUGGUAUCUAUUGGUAAUUCUUUCCAGCUUAUACAUUCAGAUAAAUUGAUUCCAUAUAUGACAUCUGCAAGUCAAAUAGGAAAAAUAAAAACAAUGCAAUUUUAUGCACGUGAAUUCUAUGUUACAAAUUCAAAGAACAAUAUAAAUCUAUGGAAAGGACCUAAUAUUGAAAAUACAUUUACAGGACAUUCAGCUUCAGUAACAGGAUUAUUGGUUUUGGAUAAUAUUUUGCUUUCAUUGUCAAAGAACAAUGAGUUGAUGAUGUGGGAUUUGGAGAGUAGAGUCAAAUUUACCAGUCAAUUGCCAUCGAUCGAUGCUAAACAAUUUAGAAUUACAACGAUGUUCCAUCCAGCCAACUAUUUCAAUAAGGUGUUGUUGGGAUCGGAACAGGGUUCACUUCAACUCUGGAAUCUCAAGACCAAGAAGAUGAUCUAUAGUUUUGCAGGUUGGGGAUCACCUGUUCUCUCGAUUGCUCAAUCGCCUGCAAUCAAUAUUGUAGCGAUCGGUCUUGCCGAUGGUCGUGUCAUCUUGCACGACUUAAAGUCGGACGCGACUGUCGCCACACUCUCUCAGAAGGGUGGAGUCACCUCUAUUUCAUUCCGUAGCGAUGGAACCGCUCAUAUGGCAACAGCAAACGCACAAGGAAAGAUUAAUAUCUGGGAUUUGGAGAAGAAGCGAUUGGUCGUGUCGCAGCGAGCGCAUGUUGGCGCGAUCGGUGCCGCACAGUACUUCCGUGACGAACCGAUUAUGUUGACCAACGGAAAUGAUAACUCACUGAAAGUAUGGACUUUCCACGAUACAACUAGAAGCGCACCUAUUUUGUUGCGUGAGCGUAGUGGACACCCAUCGCCACCCAGCCAAAUCCGAUUCUUCACCGACGACGACAUGAUUACGAUGUCGGCCGGUGCACUGCGUCACAUGAAUAUCAACUACAGUUUCUUGAAUCGUGUGUUGAGUAAGAAGGAUAGUAAGAUUGACCAGCUGCGUGCAUUCGAUUGCAAUGCCAGACAGCAUCGUGCUUUCGACACGGUGGUGAGUGCCGCCGACGGACAGCGUAUCGCGCGUACUUGGAACGUAGAGAAUUUCACCAUUGGACAACAUCAAAUGGAUGCCGGUGCCAAUAUUUCUAGUAUUGCCGUUUCAACUUGUGGACAUUUCGCCAUAUUGGGUAGUGUCAACGGACAUAUCACCAAAUACAACAUGCAAUCCGGUUUGAAACGUGGCAAAGUCGAUGCAAAGUAUCAACACUCCAAUGCCAUCAGUGGAUUGUUUGUCGAUCCAACCAAUAAAUAUAUAGUAAGCGGUUCCAUCGAUGGAAGAAUCACAUUCUGGUUGCUCUCCAACAUGACAAUCGACAGAAACAUACCGUUGGGUACAGAGGUACUCGCUAUCAAGCAUCACGCAGAGUCAGGAUUGUAUGCAGUGGUUUGCGGUGAUAAUGUUGUGAGAGUGUUUGACAUUGCUCAAGAUGUUCCAGUAAGAGUAUUCGAUAUCGGUCAAACAGUAGUUGAUAUUAGUUUCAGUUCGGACGGUCGUUGGCUUGUGAUUGCCGGUGAGGAGCAACUCAGAGUAUACGACAUCCCAUCGAGUGCAUUGCUAGACUGGUUCUUGGUUCACAAGAAAUUGACAUCGAUUGCCUUCUCACCAAGAGGAGACUACCUCAUUUCCACUCACGAGAAUCAGCUGCCUGUCUAUCUCUGGACCAAUCAAUCAUACUUUGGAUCGACCAUGCUCGAGAAACCAUCGGAUGUUCCAACCUACCUCGACAUGCCAUCACAUCAAUCCGACCAAAAAUCAAUCUCAUCAGAUGAUAGCAACGAUAAGGAAACAGGAGAAGCGGAAGUAGAUAAAGAUCAAGGUGUACCUGUAAAUGAUAUCGAUAUGGAAGAUGACAACGAUAAUAAUGAUCAAGACAAUCAAGAAGAGAAUGACGAUGAGAAUCAUGUUAUUGUAGAUCAAAUUGGAUCGUUGAUUACAUUGACACAGAUACAAAAGUCAAAGUGGAAUACCCUGUUGAAUCUAGAUACCAUUAAGAAGCGUAAUAAACCAAUCGCUUCACAAAUGAAACCAGAGUUGGCACCAUUCUUUUUAUCGACAAUCACAGGAUUGGAACCAAAGUUUGCUACAGAGACAGAGACUGCUUCUGAGCAAUCAAAGAAAGAUAGUAAUAAUAAUAGUAAAUCAACAGAACAAGAUGGUGAAGAUGAUGAAGAGAAAGAUCCCGAGGGUUGGGAAGAUUGGGUUACACCAAACGACGAAACAGAGCAAGACGAUGAAGAUGAUUCAACAAGUAACGAUAAGGUAUUAAAGAAGAACAAGCUCAAUGGAUUUUCAAGAAGUUUUAAUAAUGAUGCGAAAACUAUAUUAUCAAAAGCAUUAGAGAAUUCAUAUAAAUCACAAAAUUAUAGUAAAGUAUUGAAAUUAUUUAAAAAGAUGACACCUUCUGCUAUUGAUUAUGAAAUACGAUCACUUUCUACUACAGAGAAUGCUGGUAUCGAUAUUCAUAUGAUGGUAGAUUUCCUUUGUUACCAACUUCGUAGUAACGAUGAUUUCGAUAUGAUUCAAUCGUUGGUUACAAUGUUGUUGCGAGUACACGGUGAUCAGCUAUACUCUGAGAACUUCAAAGAGGAUCUCGAACAACUGAAACAAUCACAACAAAUCGGUUGGUCAAGACUACAAAAGAUGUUCCAUGCCAACAUUUGUAUGUUAAGAUAUUUCACCAAUACUUUACAAUAA